Messenger RNA from Symbiodinium sp. CCMP2592, 1074 nucleotides. The record is from the annotation of a GenBank genome assembly. NCBI's taxonomy places the organism in Eukaryota, Dinophyceae, Suessiales, Symbiodiniaceae.
AUGCUACUGGUGCGGGGACUUUCCGGGCAAGAGCUGGCUGCUGUUCACGCGGAGGACUUUCGCGAUGUUCGGGCUUUGAAGCAGCACUUGCGCAAACUGCACAGCCACCCGGUGAGCCUGCAACAGCUUGUACGUGAGGGCAGCUGUUUGAAGGAUGAUGAUCGAGUCGACUCAGCAACGGAGCUUCAGCUGGUACUGCUCUCCUCCGUCAGCGAUGUGCAGAGUUGGCAAGCAGGCGCCGAGCUUGUGGACUAUGCUGCCCGUAUUGGUGAUCUCCAGGCAACACGAUCUUUGCUGCAAGCAGGAGCGAAAACUGACUUGCGAGAUGAUGCUGGCCAAACAGCUCUUAUGCAUGCCGCCUGGGGCGGCCAUGUGCAAAUCGUGCGUUUGCUUGUGGAGCUUGGUGCUGACAAGGACAUGCUGAGCUUUGGCAUCACCUAUGGCAUGUCAGCUCUUGGCAUGGCAGCUCGCAGAGAAAGACUUGACAUCGUUCGCCUCUUAGUGGACGCUGGCGCUAACAAGGACCUGCAGGAUCUUAACGGAAGAACAGCGCUUAUGCAUGCAGCGAUUGACGGCCACAAAGCGAUCGCAUAUUUGUUGAUGGAUGCCGGAGCUAGCACGAGCUGGCAGGACUCUGACGGCAGAACGGCCCUCAUGCAUGCGGCCGCCAACGGACACAUUGGCAUCGCUCGCUUGCUUGUACAAUUCGGCGCGGACAAGGACUCUCAGAGUACUGGUGGCGUGACUGCUCUCAUGCUUGCCGCGGCUUACGGCCACACUGAGAUCGCACGUCUGCUGGUGGAUGCUGGCGCUGACAAGGAGUUGCAGGAUAUUCACGGCCGAACAGCUCUUAUGUACGCAGCAUUCGACGGCCACACUGACAUCGCUAAUUUGCUGGUGAAUGUUAGCAAUGGAGCGGACUUGCAAAUGGUUGAGCGGGGAAAGUCUUUGGUGGUUGCUGCAGCACGCGCAAAUUGGUUGCAGCCUUUAGCAGCUGGGCUGACAUCGUGUGUUUAUUGCGUCUCCUGGUGCAUGCUGACGCUUGCACGAACCUGCCGAAUGCCUCUGGUCUAA